AUGCACUGUGCUGUCUCUGAAAAUCAGCUCCAAAUGAUUUUUGAAACAGAGCUGUUCUCGGAGAACCACGGCGUCCGGAAAGAAGACUACGAACAGCACAGAUCUUCCAAUGAUGGUGUUCUGCUACUGCGUGAAUGCAUCUGCAGACCUGUGAGCAAAGGGAUCCAGAACAUCGAGCUGCUUGGGCCCUCAGUAGCUCACAAGGCUUCAGCUGGCUCUGAAUCCAGUUCUGUGCUGCUGCAAGGGGCUCCUAGGGGCUGCCUACGGCUCCUCCCUCUGUGGUCCAUCACGGGCACCAGUGACCAGGAUCACACCAGACUCCUCAGUCCUCUUAUCCAGCACUGGAUGUCCCAGGGAACAGAACAGGGAGUGCGAAAGCCCAGGGAGGCAGCUGAGGUGCUGCUGGUGCUAGUGCUGCCCCUGCUGGUUCUGGUGCUGCCCCUGCUGGUUCUGAAAUUUAUGAUGACACUGGCUGGUGGAGUACAAGCAAUACUUGAAAAUCUGUCUAUGAGGUACAGUGUCGCUGUUUUGACGGUGUAUGAUGUGCGCAACCCCAUGGACAUGAGUGACUAUAGGGUGCCAGAGAGUCCCUGUGCUCAGUAUUUCAUACGGGUUGUCUAUCGUACAUGGGGGUGCUCUUCAAACUUCGUAAUAUUUUUGCAAGGACCGUAUGAAUUAGACGUGGCUCCAUCCAAGUACAGCACGUGCAGUAUGCAAAACCUGGUCUUUCUUGGUCUUAGGGCUAGACAUAUAUUCACAGUAUCUGUUGUAGGAGCACAGCAGAUUGGGAGAUCUCUCGGUCUAAACUAUGAUGAACGCUAUUGCCAGUGCCAGAGAAGGGCCACCUGCAUAAUGCACAAACACCCUGUGCUGACAGAUUCAUUCAGCAAUUGCUCCUACGUGGACCUGGCACACAUACUUACACUUGCGUCAGCAGAGUGCCUAUAUGGUGAAAAUUUUACAUAUUAUAAUAAAACCUAUACGGAGUAUAUUUGCGGGAACAGAAAAAAGGAAGGAGGACAGGAGGAUUGUGACUGUGGAUCCUUCAAGCAGUGCUAUGACAACACAUGUUGUGAAAGCUCCUGUGUCUUUACGCCCGGUAGCAUUUGCGAUGGGCAAGUCUGCUGCGGGAACUGCACCUAUGCCCCUGCAGGGACGCUCUGCAGAGGCGUGCUCAAUAUCUGUGACCUUCCAGAGUACUGCGGUGGAAGCACAUUCUUCUGUCCAGAAAACCUGUAUCUGCAGAACGGAACCCCGUGCACCGAAGAGGGCUACUGUUACAACGGAAACUGUACUGACCGCACCAUGCACUGCAGAGAAAUCUUUGGAAGAAACACCAGAAAGGGUGAUGAUAUCUGCUAUCAAAUGAACACAAAGGCCAGCAGAUUUGGGCAUUGUAACAGGAGAUAUGUAGGACUCGCAUUUGAGAGGUGUCCAAUAAGCGACAUUCUUUGCGGAAGGCUGCAGUGUAGCAAUGUAACCCACCUUCCCCGGGUGGAUGAACAUGUUUCAUUCCAUCAGUCUAAGCUUGGAGACUCUUGGUGCUUUGGACUAGAUGAGCACCGUGGUGCAUUCGCUCGGGACCUUGGAUUUGUGCGAACUGGUACUCCCUGUGCUCCAGGAAAAUACUGUCAUUAUCGUCGCUGCAAUAACACUGUGCAAAAAAUAAACUACGACUGUACACCAGAGAAGUGUAAUUUUAGGGGAGUUUGCAACAACAAAAGGCAAUGUCACUGUCAUACAGGUUGGUCUCCUCCACUGUGCCUAUCAAGAGGUGCCGGUGGCAGUGAGGAAAGUGGACCACCUCCGAGAGCAGUGCGGGAAGUCACACAGAACCCGGAGCCCGUGCACUAUUUGAGAAUCAUGGUUGGUCGCAUUUAUGCGUUCAUAGCGGCGCUGCUCAUUGGGGUGGCCAUGAACGUGCGGACUGUCAAGACUGCCACAGUUCAGGAAGUAAAACAGCCUCAGCCAGCUUAA
Fukomys damarensis (Damara mole-rat) is the source of this 1977-nucleotide messenger RNA. RefSeq names its product disintegrin and metalloproteinase domain-containing protein 21-like. Gene Ontology annotation, cellular component: external side of plasma membrane; sperm head plasma membrane; plasma membrane. NCBI's taxonomy places the organism in Eukaryota, Metazoa, Chordata, Mammalia, Rodentia, Bathyergidae. The record is from RefSeq and is a predicted model, not a curated record. Gene Ontology annotation, molecular function: metalloendopeptidase activity. Gene Ontology annotation, biological process: male gonad development; proteolysis.